GCCGGGCAGCCAUGGAGGGGCAGCGGCCGUGCGCCUUCCCGCUGCUGGUGCGGGGGGACUGGGGCCCCGCCGAGCCGCCCCCCGCCCUCAGGAAGAAGCUGCUCUGCUACUUCCAGAGCCAGAAGCGCUCGGGCGGCGGCGAGUGCGAGCUGCGGACCGGCACCGGGACCGGGACCGGGCACAUCAUCGUCUGCUUCGCCCGCCCCGAGGUCAAGCAACGAGUUCUUGAGAGGCAGUCUCAUCAGUUGCAUUUGGAAGGAGAAGAAAAUUUGAGGUUGAUUGUCACAGAGCCUGAAACAGCGCUAGCUACUAAAGAUGAGAGAUUGGAAGAAAAAUCAGUUCCCACAAAGGCUUUGGAUGCCAUGAGCAGCCUACAAACAAAAGAUGAUACAAAAACCUUGAAGAAAGCAGAGAGUUUUGUUCCAAACAGUGAACUCCAGGAGGAGGUUGACUCUCCAGAGGCCUCACCUUCAGUGGUAUUUGAGAACAUAGAGAGAUGCGGUCCAAAACUCUUACAAAUGCUGUUGGAGAACAUCAGUGGCCUGGAUGUAGAUGCUGACUUUACUGUUGAACUGAUACCUGAAAUAAAUGUUGCUGUAGCUACCUUUAUAAAAAGUAUUGAUACUGAGGAAUUUGUCAAAAAAUGUUCAGAACACAAGAGAGUCAGAGAAUUCAAAAUGACUGUCAGGCUUCUUGAAUGGACACAGACCAUCAAGGCUGAAAACCUGCCAGACAGCAUUUCCACAGACUACCUCACAGUGUACUUUGAGAACGCCCGGAACGGAGGGGGGCCCGUGUCAGAUGUCCAGCUCUUCCCCGAGGAGAACUCAGCCAUCAUUACUUUCUGUGACCACAAAGAUCUAACCAUGGUCUUGGAAAAGCAACAUUUACUGGAUGAGACGUUGAUUUCUGUGCAUCCAUAUUACCACUCCCUGGGAACAGCUCUCUAUGGAGAAGAAAGACCAGCUGUCAAGAUGCCAGACCCCAUUGGGGUGCCACUAGACCCCUAUGUAUGGCAGUUUUUACAAAGGCAUGCCAAUCUGACCCAAGACAUAAACCAGGAAAUGGCAGUUUGCCAUUCUGAGCUCAAAUGGCCCCAGGCAGACUGUGCAAACCCAGAAGUUAUGUUGUGCCCAUCACCAUCUCUCUGCAAGCAGAAAAAGCCAAUGGUUAAGUUGCUGAAGACAUGGCACCAAGAUGCUUCCACCGAGUUCUCACGUAUCAUGGCACGUUACAUAGCUAUAAAAUGUGAAGUCAAUUCAUCAGGUUGGGAAGAUGUGAAAAAAAGGUUGUUGCAAGAUGAUGCUCUGAUCAUAACUGAUGUUUCUGAGGAGAUGGUGGUGAUUGCAGGCAACAGAGCAGCAGUGGACAGUGCAGAGAAAGAAGUGAGGGAAUGCAUGAAGCAAAGUGAAAGGGAAAAACAGAGCAUAGAAAUUUCUGUGCCAGUGAUCCCAGGGAAGUAUGCUGUGCUGUGCAAUGCUGGGUUAGAAGAGAAUAUUCAGAAGGAAUAUCCAUGCCUAAAGAUCUUUUAUGAUGACAAAAAAAAGACUGUUCAGUUGUGUGGAUUGCCUUCAGAAGUAUAUAAAAUCAAAGCUGACUUACUGGAAAAGGUAAUGAGUAUGCCAUGUACAUCAGUUACCAUUGAUCCCCACGUCUUCCAAUAUCUACGGUGUGUAGAUAAUAAAAAAACAUCAGAUAUGUUAUUCAUUAGGGAAAAAAUUAACACUUUUUAUGAACUUCAGGAUGAUACUGUGUUGCUAUAUGGAGAUGCUCCCAAAGAUCUUCAAGAAGCAGAAAAGCGAAUAAAAACAGGUUUAGAAUACAAGUGCAUCAAUGUGGGGGAUGGUGAAGUCAUUAAAAAGGAUCUGUGGAAGAGUCUUCUUCUCUCCUUGCUCGAGACGUAUAAUUCUUCCCAGGAAAUGGUUAUCACUUGGCAGUCUGCUGGAAAAGAAAAUAAAAUGAUCAUUGCUGGCUUUUCUAAGGCUGUAAGAAAGGUUUAUCAGAGACUUAAUGAUUUUGUAGACAGAAACACAGUCAUUGAAAAAGUAAUCUCAGCUACUUCAGUGGUGAAUGUGCAGUUUGUAGAGAAUGAGAAGUCUGGUGUUUGUGAAGAAUUGAAGAAGAAAGGUGUGACAGUGCAUUUUGACACCAAGACACCAUGCAUUUCUCUGAGGGGACCAAGAGCAGAAGUCCCAGAAGCAUUCAUCAUGUUUGAAAAAAUUGUCUCAUCCCUUUACUCAAAAGAUGUGCCAAUUGAUAAACCAGGGGCAAAGGAGUUCUUCAUGGAGAGGAAAGAUUUCUGUAUUUCAGAAGCAAAACAGAAAUUUGGCUGUUUCAUUGAGAUUAAGGAAGAAAAAGAACAACAACAGAAGGUUGGAAAGGUUAGUGAUAAAGUGAAAAGAAAGGUCUACUAUGAAAAAACCCUGCCAGGUGGAAUUGUGGUAGGAGUGUAUAAAAGUAACUUGUGUGACUACCCUGUUGAUGUUGUGGUGAAUGCAUGUAAUGGAGACCUGAGACACAUUGGUGGCCUUGCUGAAGCCCUGUCAGGAGCAGCUGGCCCAGCACUGCAGCAGGAGUGUGAUGAGCUGGUGAGGAAGCACGGGAAUCUGCAGCCCGGCUGCGCAGUGAUCACGGGCGCCGGGAACCUGCCCUGCAAGAACGUCAUUCACGCUGUUGGGCCCAGGUGGAACGAGAAGGAAUCACAGACGUGCACGUGCUUGCUCAAACAGACAGUGAGGAAAUGUCUUCAACUAGCUGAUAUAUACAACCAUUGUUCCAUAGCUCUGCCUGCUAUAAGUGGAGGGAUUUUUGGCUUUCCACCCCAGAUGUGUGCGGAUUCAAUUGUGACCUCUAUCAAGGAGACCUUGGAAGAAUUCAUGGAGGGCAGCAGCUUGAAGGAGGUCCAUCUUGUGAGUAAUUCAGAAGAAAUCGUUCAGGUUCUGAGUGACACAGUGAAAAAAGUAUUUUCAGCUAAAUCAUCCUCUGCAAGAUGGCUGAUGGCGAAAAAAGGCCAGAAAGAGAAAAGUAAAGGGGAUCUGAAGAUGGUUACAACGAAAGAAGGACUUUGCAUCCGAGUGGAGAAGAAAAAUGUUCAGGAAGCUGUGACGGAUGUUGUCGUCAACAGUGUCGGCACAGAUCUGAAGUUUGGUGUGGGGCCUCUUUGCAAUGCCUUGCUGGGAAGAGCUGGACCAGGUCUCCAAGAUGAGUUUGACACCACAGUAAAAAGUCAGGUUGCUGGUCCUGGCACGGUGCUCUGCACCAGCGCAUGUGCUAUGGCCUGCAAGUUCAUGUUUCAUGCCAUACUACCCGUGUGGGAUGGAGGACAGACAGAGAAGGUCCUAGAAGAUAUAAUCAAUUUGUGCUUGAAGAAAACGGAAGAACUUGGACUGAAAUCGAUCACUUUCCCAGCUAUUGGGACUGGAGGAUUUGGAUUUCCUAAAACCAUAGUUUCUAAGUUAAUGUUUGAUGUGGCAUUCAGGUUCAGUAGUAGCCAAGCUUGGAAGAACCUCCAAGAAGUUCAUUUUCUCUUGAGUCCAAAAGAUAUUGAUAGCAUUCAGGCUUUUACCACUGAACUAAAACUUAGGGCAGAUGAAAGUUGCAAUGCUGCAGCAGCACAGCCAGGUUUCAUUAGGCCUGUUUCUUCUGAACUAUUGGGAGUUCAUGAAAUGAAGAUUGGUUCCAUCACACUCCAAGUAAUUAGCGGAGAUAUUACCAAGCAAGAUACAGAGGUUAUUGUAAACAUAUCAAAUCAAACAUUUGAUGCCAAAACAGGGGUCUUCAAAGCAAUUAUGGAUGCUGCUGGUUCCCAGGUAGCAGACGAAUGUGCUCAACAUGCUGGGCAGAAUCAAAGUGGCUUUGUUACUACACAAGGUGGGAACCUGUUGUGCAGUAAAAUCAUCCAUUUGAUUUCUGAUAACCAGGUGAAGAGUCAGGUUUCCAAAGUGCUUCAUGAGUGUGAACGAAGGAUGUACAAAUCUGUUGCCUUCCCAGCUAUUGGAACAGGUCAAGCAGGACUGAGUUCAGCCAAGGUAGCUGAUGAAAUGCUGGAUGCUAUAGUAGAAUUUGCAAGACAGAAAUCAGUACAGCAUUUACAGACAAUUAAGAUCGUGAUCUUCCAGACAAAUAUGCUCAGAGACUUUUAUGAAAGCAUGAAGAAAAGAGAAGAUUCAGAUUCAUCCACAACGGAAUCAUGGUUCUCUAUGCUUAAAUCCUUUUUUUGGGGCAGAAAACAAUCUUCUGAGAAGAAAAAGGUCCUGAAUUUGGAGAAGAAAGUUAAUUUAGUCACAUUUCAAAUUUGUGGAGAAAGCCAAAAAAAGGUGGAUGAAACUGAGUCCUGGAUAAAGGAUUUAAUUUUAAAGGAACAGUUUGAAAACACUAUUUCACAUGAGGUAAUUGAAAGUUUUGAUGAGACACAAAUUGCCAUUUUGGAAGAUCUCCAGAGAAGAAUGCAAGUCACUGUGCAGUUUAAAAAUAACCUUUCUCCCCCUCAAAUUAAAAUUUCUGGUAUUAGUAGGGAUGUCUGUUCCGUUUCUCAAAAAGUUCAAGAAAUGAUCCAACAAAUUAAGUCUUGUGAAGAAGAGCAAUCCAAGGCAGAACUUCUUUUUAACCUGGUAGAAUGGAGGUAUCCAGGAAGCAACGAUAGCUUUGUUUCUUUUGAUAAACUGACAAAUAUGCAGCUGGAGCAUGCCAAAAUAUCUAAAAAACUACAUCUGAAUGUCAAAAUUGAAAACAAGAACUACAGGGUGGAUCUGAAUACUCUAAAGGCUACUGAUGACCAAGGAAAUACUAUAAACCUUCAACGUGUGAGAAAGGAUGAAGAUAUGCAGUCCAUAGAGCUCCCUAAGGAGUGGACAGACAUGCAAAAUGAACAGGUCAAAGUGGUGGAGCUCAAGCCAUCACAUCCUGAAUAUAAAAGAGUUGAGAAGAUGUUUAAGACAACAUGUGCUAACUUCACCAUAGAGAAGAUUGAAAGAAUACAAAGUCGCAUCCUCUGGCAGACAUACCAAUUAAAAAAAAAAUCUAUCUGUGAGAAGAACAAAAAUCAAAAUAAUGAGAAGUUGCUAUUUCAUGGGACAGCUGCAUCCUCAUUGAGGUUGAUUAAUUCCUAUGGAUUUAAUCGUGGGUUUGCUGGAAAGAAUGCUGCAGCCAUUGGAAAUGGAACCUACUUUGCUGUUGAAGCACGUUACUCUGCUCGGGAUACUUACUCUGUUCCAGAUGUGAAUGGCAAAAAACACAUGUACUUGGCUCAGGUCCUUACUGGGAAGUACUGUGCUGGGAGAAGAGGAAUAAAUGCUCCACCACCAAGGAGCCAAGCAGAUCCUACUGACCUGUACGACAGUGUGGUUGAUAAUGAGUCAAAUCCAACCAUGUUUGUCAUAUUUAAUGACAUUCAGGCGUAUCCACAAUACCUUAUUACUUUCAAAUAAUAGAAUGAUCUUAAUAGUCUAGAGAAUUUUAGUGCCUUUUACAUGUAACCAUUUACAGGGCAAUUUUAAAAUUCUUUUUACAUAUAGGUUUCUUCUUUAUUGAUCUAUCCAUGUGUUGAAAAAUGUCUUCAAAUUAUCUAGGACUAACAUAAGCUUAUAUUUUAGAGCAUGCUAUUUCAGUACUCACAUUUCAAGUUCAGUUAUGCAGAGAUGUAGGCAAGAGCUGUGAGAACAGCUCUGAUUUCUUCCUAGGCAAGGCAGAGGGGAGUGGUAGGAGAGGAAGCUGCUCUGCUUUACCUGUGGCCAGCAGUAAGAGGUGUGGGGUAGGUCAGAGCACCUCUGCAUGUUCCUGUUUCCAGCAGUCACCAUAAAGCACCUUCUUGUGAGGAUUUAUUUAAAAUGUUCUGUGCUGAGGGAAUCCGAAAGGUCUUUGCCAGUCAAAGCAGUGCUAUGAUUCUAACCUCACCCAUCAGCAGAGUUUUCAGUCAUUCUUAGGUAUCCACUCAGCCUUAUUGGUGCUAAAAGUCUGGAAGAAUUCCAGUAUGAACAUGCAAUUUGCAUUUAUUGUUUCAGCCCCCUUACCUAUAUGUCUGUUAACCUGGCAUACCUUGGUUAUUCCUUAGGUAUAUAUUACUAUAUUCAUACUUAUUUUGUAGGGGAAUUCUCUGUAGUCCCCCCCUCAUUACUUCCACAAAGUCAUUGCUUCUGUAACUUUCAAGACUGUAAAGAGAGACUUUUAAUUUUUUCUUUGCAAUUCUGAAGCAUUAACUCUUCUGCAGAAUCAUCAAUUUUCAGAGUCAGCUACAGAGGCCUAACUCAGUUCACGUGCUGAAACAAUUUGAAUUUUUUUAAAGUUCUCUAAAAAAGGUAAAUAAUGGUAUUUUUACAUUUUUACAAGCCAUGCUUUUAAUCACAUCAUAAUCAUAAAACUGCCAACCAGAAGCCAUAUACAGGGGUUUAAUAAAAGUAAUUUCAAGCAGCUACAUUGGAUUGCUGAGCUGCAACAGAAACACACUUCACGUAGAAGUGUUGCUUCACAUUUGAUUAUGUUAUGGUGAUGCAAUAAAGACCUUGAAGACAAAAUGGUUUUUUUUUGUAUUGUCUGAGUGGCAUGACUUGUGCAUACAAAUUCCAUGUGAAAUUAUUCUUCCUUAGUUGAAGAAAGACCUGUGCUGCAAAUAGCUGUCAUGGUGUUUUAAAACAUCAUCAUGAUGCUCUCAAUGACUGCAAAGAGGAAAAGGGUUUACAGUGUCUGGAAUUUGCAAUAUAAAAUAUUGCUGCUUUUCACAGCAGGUGCUCAUGCAGCACUUCAGAUCAAUGUCCUCAAUAAAUUCCCAUUUAAAACAAAGCAGAUUUUACCCAUUCCCACUUUAAUAGAUUUUGCUCCCUGUGAAAAGAUGAGGAUGCUUUUUUUCUUUCUCUGCUUUUUUGGGUACUUUUCUGUGUCAUGGAAACACUUCAGCAGCCAAAGCAUCUUGGUUUAGCUGAAAGCACCAGGCAUCCACUGGCUUUUCCCACUGCUGUCACCAAGCAGCUUGGAGAGCCAGUUCACACCACUUUCUAUUUGUGUGGCCUUUUUUAUACCGUUUUUUAUCUUGGAAAGCAGCCAGAGCUGCAAGGUAAAGCACUAUGAAACCCGGAUAAUUUUUAUCACUGGUGAUGGUGGUGAAAGUUUCUUCGGAUAUUUCAAUACUAGAAACUGGGGGAUACUCUGUUGUGCAGUGUUUGUGGACUAAGAAGCUGGGAAAAGGCAGUGUUGUGUAUGAUAAAUAAAAUUCCAGGCACAAAAGGAACUGGGUGUGCUGUUUUGACAGAUGACUGGAUAUGAACCAGCCCAUGGCCAGAUGGCCAGUGACAUCCUGGCUUGUAUCAGCAAUAGUGUG
Messenger RNA from Ficedula albicollis (Collared flycatcher), 7309 nucleotides. Its product is annotated as poly [ADP-ribose] polymerase 14-like. Bases 12 to 5426 code for a protein of 1804 amino acids. Gene Ontology annotation, cellular component: nucleus; cytoplasm. Gene Ontology annotation, biological process: negative regulation of gene expression. The record is from RefSeq and is a predicted model, not a curated record. Gene Ontology annotation, molecular function: NAD+ poly-ADP-ribosyltransferase activity; transcription corepressor activity. The transcript has 17 exons. NCBI's taxonomy places the organism in Eukaryota, Metazoa, Chordata, Aves, Passeriformes, Muscicapidae.